AUGUACGCGAAUGAAAACGUUAAGAUUAGCAAUGUCACUUUCAACCUCUCCGGCGCGUCUGCUCGCGAGUACGCCAAGCUCGCGUACCAGCUCAAGUUCCCCAAGAAGAAUCGCCUCCUCGAUCUCGCCACGCUCAAGCUCCGCAGCGAAGAGACCGAUGCCACCAUGAUGCGCGAGAAGCUCUACGUCGACAUCCUCAAUUCCCUCGGUGUCCCCGCCCAGCAAGCUACUUAUGUCCGCCUCUUCCUCAACAACCAACCCAUCGGUCUCUAUGUUGCCAUGGAAGAGAUGAAGAAGCACUGGAUCAAGAAAGUCCUCCACCCCAACGUCAAGAAGGUCAAGGCUGGUGCUCUCUGGAAGAUGAACUCUUGCUGCGGAUUCGAAGGCAACCUUGAGUGGCUUGGACCCACCACCAAGAGCUACGUGGUGGAGGAUAUCUACAAGAACAUUCUGCCCGGAAAGAACCCCAAAGACGACCAGAUGGCUGACUUGAUUACCUUUAUGAAAGAUCUCAAGGACUUUGAUCCCAAGAAAGUCAAGGACCCCAUUGCCUACUGGGAGGAGAGAAUGGACCUAGAAGUUUUCUUGAAGAGCAUGGCGAUGGAGCACCUUGCUGGAACCUGGGAUGGCUACUGGAAGUCUGGCUCGAAUUACCAGAUCUACCACGACCCCAUCACCAACAAGUGGAUUUGGCUCCCUACUGACUUUGACGACACCUUUGGAACAUCCUUCGACGGCAAGAUCGAGUCCUACCGCGCGAUCCCCAAAAAGAACGAGGAAGGAUUCGAGUCCCCACUGGCCCAGAAGUUGAUCAUCGAGACCCCUCUGAUCAACGCCAGGUUUGAGCAGAUCCUCAAGGACACCAUCAACACUGUCUUCAAGCCCGAGGCCCUUGGCCCUCGUAUCGAGGGUUACAAGAAGAUGAUCCAGGAGGAUGUCGCCUGGGACCGUGCCCAGCCCCGAGUCUCUAAGGGCAAGAGCGAGAAGUUCACUAUUGAGGACUUGCAUAGGGGUCUCAAGACGGGUGCCAAGGGCAACUGGGGUUUGAUGAACUGGAUUGAGAAGCGCACAGAUGAGGUCCAGAAGAGUCUCAAGUUCAAGGUCCAGGCCGGUACUGCCAGCAAGGUUGCCCUCCACAAGAUGACCACGCUCAGCUCUCCCUUUGGCAUCGUUGCUGCCAAGCAGGCGACUACGGUUUCCCAGGUUGGAGUACCCGGUACAGGAGAUGACGUUAAGGAUGGCGCCCCUGCCGACGCUGUUCCCAUGAAGGAUGAUUCCUCUACGACCUUAUCAACCAACGGUGUUGCUCAGAAGUCUACCAAGACCGCCAGCGCUGCCCAGUCCUUGAAGAGCCAAUGGACUGUUCUCGGAGCCGUAGCCGCCGCCGUCUUUUUUGCCCUCUAA
Molecule: messenger RNA, 1404 nt
Organism: Linnemannia hyalina
Lineage: Eukaryota; Fungi; Mortierellomycota; Mortierellomycetes; Mortierellales; Mortierellaceae
Source: the annotation of a GenBank genome assembly